CAUCUAAUCCAGUUUAGCCCUUGACAGCUUUAGAUCCCAGGGAGAUUCCUGCCUGGGAAGGAAGAGAAAGAAGGAAGGAAGACAGGGGAAGGAAGAGGGGAAGGCAAGGAAGGAAAAUAAGGGAGGAAGAAAAGGAAGGGAGGGAGGGAAAGGAGGCAGAGAAAGAAGAAAGGAAGGGAAGGAAAAGAGAGAGAAGGAAGGAAGACAGGGGUGGGAAAGGAGGAAGGGACAGAAGGAAGGCAGGAAGGAAGAGAGGGAAAGGAAGAAGAUAAAGAAGGGAGGGAGGGGGAGGAAAGGGAGGAAGAGAAAGAAGGAAGGGAAACAAGGGUGGGAAAGGAGGAAGAGAAGGAAGGAAGGAAGUCAAGGGAAGGAAAGGAGGAAGCGAAAGAAGGGAGGAAGACAAGGAAGGAAGACAACUAAGGAAGGCAAGUAAACGGAGGAAGGAAAGGAAGGAAGAGAAAAAAGAUAAACAAAUUGGGAGGGAGGAGAUUAGGAAAGCGGAAAGACACGCAAACAAGGAAGAACAGAAGGAAGGAAGGAAAGAAAGAAGAAAAGGAAGAAAGUAAAAGCAAGCAAGCAAGCAAGCAGGAAAUAUUUUGAAAUCUCUGUGAAAAGGGAGCCUAGGAAUGGGAAUCUGGGACGUCUACAACUUCCUGAUGAUAAGAGAUGUUUGGUAGACUGCCUCGGAUUCACGCAAUGUCUGUUUCUAAGCAGAGGUUGGAGGGGCACCUUUCCGGAAGGCUCUGAAUGUGCCUUCCUGCCUGGCAGAAAGGGGUUGGACUGGAGGGUCCCCUCCAAUUCUAUAAUUAUGAUUCUAUAAAAGUCGGUUCAGUGCGUCGAGACUAGCAUUACCCAACCAUUGGGUUUUGGAGACCAUGGCACAUUCAUGUUUCUCAGGGGCUUCCCUUUCUGCAUCCUUCCCUAGGCGCCACCAUGUGCACCACCAACAAAGGCUGGCCUGAAGAAUUCGGCUUCCGGAUUGGCGGCAACGGGCCGUGCUUCAUCCUGACGGUUGACGAUGGGAGCAGUGCCCAGAUGGCUGGCCUGCGACCGGGGGAUCAAGUCCUGGAGGUGGAAGGCCAGCCGGUCUCUGCCUUGAACUGUGAAGCCUUGAUCGCCUUGGCCCGGCGAUGCCAGAACGUGCCCCCCAGCAUCGGGGUGGUCUCCCGCAUCCAGCAAGUGGACCUCUGGCCGGGUCAAGAGGGCUACUUCGGCUUCACUUUGGCCCGUGAUGGAGGGCCGCCUCUGCAAAUAGAACAUGUGGCCCCAGGCUCUCCGGCCUCUGAAUCUGGACUCAAAGCUGGAGACUACGUCCUGGAGGUCAAUGGGGUCCCGGUGAGGGUUUAUGAGGAGGCGGAGGCCAUGAUCCAUGAUUGCCAAGACAAGGGGUUCCAGUUAGGUGUCCUCCGCCUCGGGCGGACCCAAACGCGGAGGGCCAGCAGUGACAUUCGGGCCUUUGUCCAAAGUGCGGACGCAAUCCACCAGGAGCGGAGGCAGAAGGCCAGGGAGUUCAGCAAGAAGGUGCAAGAGAUCCUGGGGGAUGAACCCGAACUCAAGGAGAAGAUGUUCACCAUCCUCAAGCAAUUUGCGGCCGAGAGGAAGGUGGAUGACCUGGCCUAUGCGCUGGCCAUGCUCUUCACCAAGGACUCCCACCGCCUCCUCAUUGACAAUAUCAGGAUUUUCAUCCCACGGAAGCACCGCCAGCGCUUUGACGAAGUGGUCUCCCAGAGCCUAAUCAGCAAGCUGUGCCGGGCCAAGGGUGGACAUCCCGGGGGGCGGCUGAGGCGCAGCCGGAGCGAAGACCCCCGUGAGCGACUGCUGGUCUCCACACGAGCCAGUUCCGUGCCACGGAGCCACGAGGAGACUCUCAAGGGCUUCCGGCAGGCCUCCCUUGUGGCCAGCAAUGUGGGCUCCGGGGCCGCCAGGAGGACCGUCCGGGUCUACAAAGGCAGCCGGAGUUUUGGCUUUACCCUUCGUGGCCAUGCCCCUGUCUGGAUUGAGUCAGUCCUGUCUGGGAGUCCUGCUGACAAAGCAUCCCUGAAAGCUGGAGACCGGAUCCUGUUCCUCAACGGCCUGGAUAUGAGGAACUGCUCCCACGAAAAGGUGGUCUCCAUGCUCCAAGGCAGCGGCGCCAUGCCCACUCUUGUUGUGGAGGAAGGCAUCGUCAGCUUCUCAGAUUCAGAGUCAACAGAGAGUCCUGGCUCCUCCUCUGCCCUGACCUCCUUGCAAUGGGUGGCUGAGAUCCUCCCUUCCAGCAUCAAGAUCCAGGGCCGGACUUUUCACCAGCAGCUGGAGCACCUGCUCACGCCACCCGAGCGCUAUGCCAUUUGCAAGGCCCUGGAGAGCUUCUUCCAGCACAGGAACAUUGACACCCUGAUUGUGGACGUCUACCCGGUGCUGGACACUCCCUCCAAGCAGGUCAUCUGGCAGUUCAUCUACCAGUUGCUGACCUAUGAAGAGCAGGAGCACUGCCAGGAGAAGAUCGCCCGCUUCCUGGGCUACAAGUCAGCGGCAGGUAAGUCAAGAGCAGAGCCUGAGGUGGAAGAGGGCCUCAGGAUGGGACCCUCGAUGAGUCGGAGGAGCCUCCAUGGCCACAAUCGUGAGGAAGGAGGAGGUGGGGGAGGAACCGGAGGCUCCAUUGAGACAGCUGUGGAUUUGCCAGUCCGUGUCGCGUCGGGGGAGAGGCAAGCGGGUGAUGGGACAUCCCUUCCGGAAACACCCAAUCCUAAAAUGAUGUCGGCUGUUUAUGCAGAGCUGGAGACCCGGCUGACCACCGGCUUUGGGGGCAAACUGGGCAACUUGGCCGCACACCGAACAUCGCCUCCAGAUCAAGGAAACCCAGCAGGGCUCUGCAGGUCUGGCCCGAUCAUCUCUUGGCAGGAAGACCAUGCAGGCUACUUCCAGGCCCCGAGUGCAUCAGGCAGCCUGCCUUCUCCUGGCAGCACUGAGUCCAACCCCUAUGUCAGUCUGGACAGCAGCCCAACCCCCUCCCCGGAGCAUGGCUUCAGUCCCGCGUCCCAGCGCCACCAGCGCAAGAAGCUCUUCACUUUCUCCAGGCCCCCACGCAGCCGUGACACGGACCGCUUCCUGGAUGCCCUGAGUGAGCAGCUGGGGCACCGCAUCGCCAUCGUGGACGACUUCCUCACCCCGGAGAAUGAUUAUGAGGAAAUGAGCUUCCAAGAUGACCAGGGUAGCUUUGUCACCCAGGACCUGAGCAGUGCCAGCGAGGACCAGAGCAGCAGCAGCAGUGAAGGCAGCAGCGAAGGCAGCUCCCUGACCUACUCCUCCCUGUCAGACCCCAUCCCUCCACCCCCCCAUACCCCGCCACCCCCUCCCCAACCGCAGGACCCCAAAAAGGGGGCCCAGAGGAGGCUCCAGGCAGGGAAGACACCUCCAGUUGCACCCUCAGCUUCUUCCUCUUCCUCCGCUUCGCCCAAUCCAGCUUCCUUGGCCCCCCAACUGGCCCCCCCUCCACCCCCGCCGCCGCCCCCUCCUCCUCCGGUCCCCUGCGCCCCCCCUUCAGCCCACCGAGGGGCCUUCCCUCGAAGGAGUGAGUCCAACCACAUGAGCGUCAAGCGACUGCGAUGGGAGCAAGUGGAGAACUCCGAGGGCACCAUCUGGGGACAGCUUGGAGAAGACUCGGACUAUGACAAACUCAGCGACAUGGUCAAAUACCUAGACUUGGAGCUGCAUUUUGGAACGCAAAAGCCCGCAAAGCCAAACCCUUUGCCUGAGUCCUUUAAAAAGAAAGACGUGGUUGAGAUUCUGUCGCACAAGAAGGCCUACAACACAGCCAUCCUGAUUGCGCACCUGAAGCUCUCCCACAUUGAACUGCGUCAGAUCCUGCUGAACAUGGAGAGUGACCGCCUAGAGCCUUCACACAUCAAGCAACUGCUGCUUUAUGCGCCCGACGCUGAGGAGGUCCAGCGUUAUCGCAGCUAUCAGGGCAACCCCAGCAAACUCAGUGAGCCGGACCAGUUUGCCCUACAGAUGCUCUUGGUGCCCGAAUAUCAGACCCGGCUGCGCAGCCUCCACUUCAAGGCCUCGCUCCCGGAGAAGACGGAGGAGAUGACGGCUGGCUAUGGAUGCCUCUUCAACGCCUCAUUGGAGCUGAAGAACAGCAAGAAGCUGGCAAAGAUCCUAGAGUUUGUACUGGCCAUGGGCAACUACCUGAACCACGGUCAGCCAAAGGCCAACAAGACCACCGGCUUCAAGAUCAACUUCCUGACUGAGCUGAACACCACCAAGACAGUCGAUGGGAAGUCCACCUUCCUACACAUCCUUGCCAAAUCGCUGGGCCAACAUUUCCCGGAGCUGCUGGGCUUUGCCAAGGACCUGCCCACGGUGCCCCUCGCUGCCAAAGUGAACCAGAGGACCCUCAUGGCUGACCUCAAUGACCUCCGGACCACCAUCGAGGAGAUUGAAGAAGCCUGCCAGAACAUGGUGCUUUCCCCGGAGGACAGGUUCACAGUCGUCAUGGACGCCUUCCUGGAGACAGCGCACCCCACCAUCCAGGCCCUGGAAGACCUUCAAUGCAAAGCCAUGGAGGAGUUCAACAAGGUCCUCUCCUUCUUCGGGGAGGACACGAAAGCCACCACCUCCGAAGCCUUCUUUGGCAUUUUUGCCGAGUUCAUGAGCAAAUUCGAGCGCGCCUUCAGUGACAUCCAGACCGGGGAGGCACAACCAAGCCUCAGGGUGACUCCGCCGCUGGCCUGGUGACCCUCCAGCAAAGGACAAUGUGGGUCAUUUGGGCCCUUUAUUCAAUGGGAGACUUGGGGUGAUGGCAGCUGUAAAUAGAAGGAUCAGCAAUAGUCCUCCAAGGCUGGAGAAGGAAGGCCUCCCUGGUGGAUCGAGAACAACGGGGCAAAGGGCCACUUGGAAAGUGCACGGAUCAUGGCCUCCUGUGGCUUCCUCCUCUGCAUUUCUGUUUCUAUGGAGGGAGCCUUUCCCUGUGGCCUUGGCUGACAAACACAAACCUGCCACCGACCUGUGCAUUAGCAGCCCUCGAACUUGCCUCCACGGCCACUUUUCUUCUCAUUCUUCUUCGAAGCCAGUGGCAAACCCUUUCUCCACUCCAAGUGCCAGGAAACACCCUUUCUUCGGAUGACUGAGCAUCUUCACCGCACUGUUGCAUCGGUUUCAGACCACUUGUAUCAUUACAGCUGCAUUUCAGAGGAUUCCUCGCCUUUGCUGUUUGCAAAGGGACUUAGAUGGCAUUAACGCGAAGGAAAGGGACAUCUACACUGCCAUAUAAUCCAAUUUCUGAUUCCCGAUUCUCUGCUUUGAACUGGAUUAUAUGGCAGUGAAGAUUAAGGAGCCUUCUACAUUGCCAUAUAAUCCAGAUUUUCCAAGCAGAUAAUCCACAUUAUCUGCUUUGAACUGGAUUGUAUGAGUCUACACUGCCAUAUCAUGCAGUUCAAAGCAAAAAAUCUGGAUUCUAUAUGGCAGUGUAGAAUGGGCAUCAUAUAAUCCCAUUCAAAGCAGAUAAUCUGGGUUCAGAUACUGAUUGUAUUGCAAUGUAGAUCCUGCCUGAGAAAUAAAUCAACUUGAUCCUGGAUUUGUAGAGAUAGUUACAUCCAGUUUAAUUCCAUGGAUGCACAGCUGGCUCUCUAAGGAUGCGUCUGCACUGUAAAAUUAGCACCCUUUGACACUACUUUGACUGCAAUGGAAUGAUAGGAUUUGGAGUUUAGGGAGGCGCCAGCUCUCUUUAGCAGAGAAAGUCUUUGUGAAACUAUAAUUCACAUUAUUGCAUAGCAUUGGGCCAUGGCAGUUAAAGUGAUAUCAAACCGGAUUAGUUCUACAGUGUAGAUGUACCCAGCAUUUGCAAUUUUAAUAAUUCAGGGAGAUGUCAUUCAUAUGGCCUCUUCAGGUCCUCCCAAUGCUAGGCCAAGAUUCCUCUGUCCCUUAGCAAACUACACAUCCCAGCAUUCCUCAGCAUGGAGCUACUACGAUUAAAGUGAUACGAAACUAAGGAUAUGGUGCAGAUGUGCCCUCUGCCUUCCAAAUGGGAUCUGAGUCAAUAUAUAUCCAUCAAUGCCAUUCUUUAUUCUGAACACUAUGUAUUUUUUAUUCUAAAAGAGCUGUUAUUUAAAAUCUAAUUGAGGUGCUUUUAUGACUACUGGAUAUACAGUAUGUGAAUACAUUAUAUAGGUCUGUGUCUCCGUCUGAAUCUCUGUGCUCCCUUCUUGCAAUAAAGCAUCGGUCUUUCUUGCGGCAAAA
This is a messenger RNA of Anolis sagrei ordinatus, 6219 nucleotides long. RefSeq names its product Grid2 interacting protein (gene GRID2IP). The record is from RefSeq and is a predicted model, not a curated record. Lineage: Eukaryota; Metazoa; Chordata; Lepidosauria; Squamata; Anolidae. Gene Ontology annotation, molecular function: protein binding.